GUUGACUAAGUCCCCUCAAUCUGCUAGACACAAACGGCAGCUUUAAUGGUUCAUCAAAUACAGUAUUUCAAUUUCUUUUUACGACAAACAAUUUGGUCAAUAGUGUCUUUUUACAAUCCACUGAUUAAACAACAUAGCCUUUCUGUCCUGUAGACUGUGCUAUCACUGCUUAAUGCAACAACACUAACUUUGUGUUGUGAUGCAGAUGUUGCUGUCUCCAAAUCUCUGAAGUAACCAAAAGAUUAAUCUCAGUGAUUCAGCAUUAAUUUCUGCCUCUGGUCAUGAUGGCAUGAACAUUAUGUUAUUGUUUUAGAUACGGUGAGAGCAAUAUGUUUGUUUGUUGCAUAAAAAGGAUGUGGUAAAAGACAUGGUGUUACGUUUGAUAGCUUCUCCAAAUAUCUGGCUGUAGAUAAAGAUUGUAGAUGAUUGAAUCAAUUGUAGAUGAUGAAUGUCAUUGUGUUAGAUUUGAAGGAUGGUUAAUGAAAGUAAGAUGUACUGCAUGUAAUUGUAAAAAAACUUGUCAUUUAGAUGAAGCUCUAUUCUUACAGUAAUGUUUUCACUGAAAUAAUCAGUAAAUGCCACUGUGACCUAUCAGGAAUAUUUCUGACUUAAAAUGUCUUUUGUACAUAGUGUGUGUGUACAAUAGUGCACAAUCUAUCCUAGUCUUGUCAUAUCUGGUUGAGCCUCUUUCUUUGAGGCAAUAUAAAAAGCUCUCCUCGCAAGCAGAGGACACAACAAGCUGUUAGAACCGCUGGAGUAAAGGUAUGUCUAAGUUACUGGCUUUUCAUUAAUGCUCGCUUUUGUUCCUUAUUGUUACAGUGACUGACUGCCAGUAAUAGAGUGAUGAAUUUGUGUCUGAAAUACAAAACGUAUAAUAUGUACAUUUGUUCUAGAGAUCAGCUGUCCUCAUCUUGCAACAAUGAAGUUCACUCUUGCUAUUGCCCUCCUGGUGCUGGUUAUUUCUCACGGCACUGAAUCUGCAUCAUUGGUGAAGCGUGAUGUGCCCGCCGAGAUUCAGAAGAUCACCAAGUUUCUCGAGGACAUAAGCAGCAUGUUCACCACCACCGUUACUGAACUGGUGGAGAAGAUCAAGGCCACUGACCUGACCAGUGAGAAUGAAGCUUACCUUCAGGAGGGCAAGGCUCAGGUGCAGCCACUGCUCCAGCCUCUCGCUGCCUCCGUCGAGGCCCAGGUGGAGGAUCUCCUCAGGAAGGCGAUGGACCUCACCAAGGCCCUGCUCACUCCUCAGAUCGACCCAAAGACCCCCGGUCUGAAUUCCACAGUCAGAGCCAUGCAUUUAUUUCUAUCAGUUUACAAACCUGUAAUAAAACAUUAUUUAUUUUUUCAUGAAACUCAGGUAGUCACCAUGAAGUUCGCUCUGACACUCAUCUUUGUUUUGCUGGCAGUUUCCCAGGGCACCGAGUCCAAGUCUCUGGUGAAGCGUGAAGCAGAGAUUGAGAAGAUCACCAAGUUCUUUGAGGACCUCGGUACCACCAUAACAAGCACUGCUGAGGAUGUUGUGGAGAAAGUGAAAUCCCAUGAACUGACUCAGAAGGCUGAGGCUGCUUUUGAGGAGGCGAAGACUCAACUGCAGACCUUCCAGGAGGAGCUGGCGCCCAUCACCACCAACAUGCAGGACCAGAUCCAGUCUCUGGCCAGCUCCGUGGAGGACAUCCUCCAGAAGUUGGCCGACCGGACCAAAUCCCUGGCCGAGAGCGCCGAGUCCCAGCUCAGUUCCCUCGCAGAGUCGGCCGAGGCUCAGAUCAGACCCCUGGCGGAGUCCGCCAAGGCUGAGAUCCAGAAACUGAAGAAGUCUGUGGAAGACCAGGUCAGGCCUCUGCUUGAUUCUGUGGAUUCUGCCCAGGUCGAGCUGGAGGCCAUUGUCCAGAAAGUGAAAGACCAGGCCAGUGCUCUGCUUUAGUGAGGGACCCGCCACAAACCACAUCUCUGCCACUAUUUAAAAAGGACACUGUGGAAACAAUAUUACCAUCUCAUUGUGAACCACAAUGUCAAC
This is a messenger RNA of Sardina pilchardus (European sardine), 2014 nucleotides long. RefSeq lists its product as uncharacterized. Gene Ontology annotation, molecular function: lipid binding. The record is from RefSeq and is a predicted model, not a curated record. Gene Ontology annotation, cellular component: extracellular region. Gene Ontology annotation, biological process: lipoprotein metabolic process; lipid transport. Bases 920 to 1921 code for a protein of 333 amino acids. NCBI's taxonomy places the organism in Eukaryota, Metazoa, Chordata, Actinopteri, Clupeiformes, Clupeidae. The transcript is spliced from 6 exons.